ACUAGUUCCGGGAUUCCGAUGUCGGCCUAGCGAGCGAGCUAAGUGGUUUGCUAGCGGCUAAUUCAAGGAGGACCGUAACGACCCACACCCCUAAAGACAAGACAGCUCGUAUGUUCGAUAUAAGGGGCAUCCUCGGUUACCCAGAGAACCAGAGGUUGACAGAGGACCAAUUGAACAAAGGAUUAAAAUGCAUCAGACUUCAUAACAACACUGCUGCACAUGGCUUCUUUAAAGAGAUGCAAAAUGGAAAAUGAGGUCUAUCUGCAGAGAAUUUGGAGGUGGGAGAGGUCGCUUCACCAAGACCUGGCCUUCUGUGGCGACAGCUCGGCAACAUGCACAGGGCCUCUGUUUGGAAUGAGUUGAUUCUUUCCUCAUAAAGACUGAGGGCAGGGGUUUUAAAAGCCCAGAGGACUGUGUUUUGCUAUUUGAGCAACUUGUAAAAGCAAGGCUAAACAUCAUUUUAAAACAUUCUUUUAGCAGAUUUUUUUUUUUUUAAACUCCAGCUGGACUCUAUUGUUUGAUGUUAGCAGCUUCAUGCAACUGAUUCAGAAGUGACAUUUGUUGGUUAAGUUCUUUUUAACUGCUGACUUGGUUUAAAACGCUGAAACUGUCCCUCCUGCCACCAUCCUCAGUUUCUUCCACCCACCCAGUGCCUAAAUAAGCCCUCUCGGGACAAUUACAGAAGUCAUCAGCAGCUGCUGUGCUCAAUCCUCUGCCUGUUCUCCUCUAUGUGCUUCUGCUCUGGGCCUACUGGCUUUCCACCCACUACCUCUUUAAUUUUCUUGUCUUUUUUAAAAAUAUUACAUUUCUCUGAGGGAUAAAGUCAGAAGUCAAGCACAGCGACAAGCAUUAGUGUAAACACUUGAGUUUGAGAAGUGGAGACUAACCUAAACUGCUCCAGUUCUAGCUGUGUGUACUUGUGUCUAUGCUUUAAUGUGCAUGCACAGCUGUGUAAAGGUUAAACUGGUGCCAGGAAGCAACUUAAGUUUAGAUUUAUUUAUAUUCUUGCACCAAAAACAGUUACAAUAAGCCAUACAAAAAUAUUUAUGAAUUACCAACACAUAUUUUUGUAUCACAUAGCUUAAGAAUAGUUUUGCUUUUAUAAACCUCUAAUAAGAAUAUGCAUAUAAAGUGAGUAUUUAAAACAAAUUGUACACAUGCAAGAAGAGCUGUUCAUUGCUAAAUCAGUAAAUAAUCCUCUGUUUUGAGUGAUUGUACUAGUGCUGUGAUACAUUUAGUGACUGGACCUAGUUAAUUACUCAUGUUUCUGCUGAGUUUCUGCUUUGCAUAGUGUUGGUUUUCUUCUCCAGUCUGCAGUCAUGGCCCCUCGUAGAAAACAACCUACUCGCCAUUUUAACCUGUAGAGCACCCAUAAUAAUAGGUACAGUAGAUAUCUACCUAUCUCUGUGUCGUCUUUCCCUCUCUCUCUGUGUCCGAUGCCGGGCUUCAGUGGUGGGGGGGUUGGGGGAGGAGUGGGUGGCCCUGCUUCUGCUCCUCCCCGCGCAUUUCGACCUAGCCGAUAUGUCCCUGUGUCUGCAGCCACCACGUUCCUUGUUGGAUCAACCACCCUUUUUUUCUGCUUCACGUGCCCAUGGUUGUCAGAGUAUUUCUCCUCUGUCAUUCCCAUAUACAUUGCUGUGAUCUUUCUCUUAACCCUUGCCAAUUUCUGCAUGGCCACCUUCAUGGACCCUGGAGUCUUCCCCAGAGCGGAGGAGGAUGAGGAUAAAGAGGAUGAUUUCCGCGCUCCUCUUUAUAAGACGGUGGAGAUCAAAGGCAUCCAGGUGCGCAUGAAGUGGUGCUCGACCUGCCGCUUCUACCGCCCACCGCGCUGCUCACACUGCUCUGUCUGUGACAACUGUGUGGAGGAUUUUGACCAUCACUGCCCAUGGGUGAACAACUGCAUUGGCCGGAGGAAUUAUCGUUAUUUCUUCCUCUUCCUGAUUUCUCUCACCACCCAUAUCAUAAACAUAUUUGGCUUUGGUCUUGUUUAUGUCCUGCACCACCGCCAGCAGUUGGACACACCACACGCAGCUGUAACUAUGGCUGUUAUGUGUGUGGCUGGUCUGUUUUUUGUCCCAGUCGCUGGCCUGACUGGGUUCCACAUGGUGUUGGUGGCACGCGGUAGGACCACAAAUGAACAGGUGACAGGGAAGUUUCGGGGAGGCGUGAACCCUUUCACCAAUGGCUGCAUGAGAAACAUUUCCCAUGUGCUAUGCAGCUCCCAGGCCCCCAGAUACAUGGGUCGUUUGCAGAGCACCCAGUCAGUGGAGGUACAGCCCCCAUUUGUUAGACCGCCUCUCACUGAGGCGCAGCUUGAGGCCAAGGUCCUGGACAACGGCAUCCAGAAUGACAGACACAGUACCAGGUCCAAGAUCAGCCUAGAUCAGAUGGAGAGUCAGUCAGCUGAUGCAGAGCCUCCACCUCCUCCAAAGCCGGAGCUACGGUACCCUGGCCUGCCCCGUGCUGACACAGAGGAGAGCAGCUUGCUGACUGAAGCUCCGCUUACGCCGUCAAUGUUCAAAUACCGACCACCUUACAACAGCCCAGGAAGGAACCACUCUGCCAUUACACACCCGAACAAGAUGAUCCGUGGGGAAAGUCUCGACUCUCCAUCAACCUCCAUUCUCCAGUCCAGCCGUCAGCCAAGCUACCGCUCGGAGCCAAGCAGCCUGGAUGGGGCCACAGUAGUGGGGGGAGGUGUAGGGGUCCGCAGAGGGGGAGGGGAGAGAGGUGAGGGCCCCGGGGGCCCUGGCGGAACUGCUGGAGGGAUGUCAGGGGGCAUGUCUGGUCACUCUCUGACUGGACGCUCCUACACCUCCUACCCAUCCUCUUUAGUUCUGUCCACUGGCGGCUCCCACUCCUCCAGUCUGCGCUCAGCGCACACAGCACAUAACCCUCUGGCCACGCUCCAAUCAGAGGGCACCACAGACACCAGCUAUAAAAGUCUAGCUAAUCAGACGCCUCGGAACGGCAGCUUGUCCUAUGACAGCCUGCUGACACCUUCCGAGAGUCCAGAGUUUGAGUCGGCCGCUCAUGAACUGUCACCACAGAAGCCUCGAGCUCUGUUUUCCUCAAAGACUAUAAUGAGCCAGCCUGAGGUGAUGUCACCCAGUAGCCCGCUGCAGGGCUACACGUCGCCCUUCCUCUCAGCUCAGAUUGCCCAGCAGAGGGAGGGGCAGCUUCUCCAGGGCUCUGCCACUUUCUCCUCCCCUCACAGGGCCUACCUGCGUGCUGUGAGCCCGCCCCCUCCCUCCUCCUCAGGGCCUCCUGAGAGUCAGCACCUGCUCCAUCAUAACCACGACCCUUCUUCCCGAGCCCCUCGAAACCCUUCCUCCUCAUCCUCUUCCCCUGGGGCUCGCUCACUAGAGCCUCCUGUUUCCCCACCACCCCGCGGGCUCUCCCUUGGCAAAUCCUAUUCUUACACUGGUGAGGCGGGGCCUCAGUACAAGCCUCAGCCCACAAGAGGAGGCACUGUGCUGGGCGGGGGAGGAGUCGGGGGAGGGCAACAGGCUCCACAAUCCAUCUCUCGCCCAGUCUUGGCCAACCACACCACAGCCAAACCAGGGGGUGGGGUGAAGAAGGUGACCGGUGUCGGAGGGACCACUUACGAGAUAUCAGUUUGAGUGACAGACAUCCUUCAUGGACCAUCACCAGGAGGAGGAGAAAAGGUCUCUGGACUACUUCCACUACCCUGAGCUGGAUAUUAUUCACGACUGCAGGACCCUGAGGAAUUACUCUUUUUUUCAACGGCAUUGUAUGACAGGAGCAGGCGCGUGUGGUACUCACUGCAUCUCUUUAAGGCUACUGGCCGGUCUUCUCUGUUAGCUUUUCAGAUCUGAACAAAGAGUAAAAGGGGACUAAGAUACAUUUUUCUCCAUCUAGCCACUUUGUGAGCCAUAGACUGAUGUGACUGUAUCAUUACUGGGUACAGAUAUGUCAAUAGAACAUGCAUAGCUAUCUAAUGAUUUUCUGUUUUACUUUGGUACUUAGCACACAGAGUGCUGACUGCUGUGUUUGACACACUUAAGGAAAAGAUGGCCUUUAUCCAGUGGAUGUAGAGAUUUAGAGGGUGGAUUCAGGACUGUUGACCAAUAGAAACGUCUUCUUCUUCACUGUCUGAACGGACCACAUGACCUGUUAAUCGAUAUGAAUCAUGGAAAGCAGAGUCCGACCUAUAAACACAGUAUCAUUUUAGUUUUAUAAAUCUUUUUUUAAAUAUUGUUUUAUAUAAAUGUAUGAAAUCUUACAGAUUAUUAUCGGGGGAAAUUGUCAGGUAUUGAAAAUGACUAUUGAUGAGGUUGGCAGUUUUACUGUGUGUAAUUAUUCAUGAAAGCGAUUUCAAAUCAGUUGCCUGUUUAUAUUAAAUGGCUGCAUCAGCCACUUGUGAGCCCUUGUUGGAGUUGACAUCGUCCAAAGAGAAAGAUGAUCCUUCAGUGGACAACUUAAGUGGCAAAUAAUUGAGGUUAACUUUUGAAAGCCACAAAGAAAUUUCUGAAUGGAGAUUUCAGCACAAACAUUUUUGUGGAAUGUACACUUGUAAUGUUUAAACUAGAGACAUUAUGCAAAAUCUAUUUGUAGCUUUAAGAUCAUUAUUUGUCUUGUUGGUGUCUUUUAUUUUUUCCUUUUUAUUCUGUAAUGUUUGUCAGUCAGUCAGUCAGUCAGUCAAGAUGCUAGCAGAACCUCCUACAUUCAAACAGAUAGCCAGCCAAAUAGAGGCAGCGAGGGAAGGGCUUAUUUAUUUCACAAAACCAGACAACUUUGUAGUUAUCAACACAACGUCAAACCAGUCUACCAGUUUUUAUUUAGUUUUUUAUGACUAAAUAGGGACAUAUUCAAAAAAAAAUUAAAUGCUGUAAAAAUAAAUUGUAAAUGUGAUAAGCCACUAACUAUCUUGUCAAACAGAGACUGGUUUGCAAGGGAUAUUUUUUUGUCUGCCUCGAGCCAUUUUUCUUUUAAUUUUUUUUUUUUCUGAGGACAAAUUUAUAGGCAGAUAAAGUUGUAUUGAUCAUCUUGCUCAUUUAUAGAUACUCCCGUAAAAGGUACAAAAACAGCCACUUUGAGAAAGUAAUAAUUAGAGGAAGGGAGGGGUGUAUGCAAGUUUGUGUCUUUCAGGAUCGGGCAUUACAGUUGAGGUUUAUUUAUUUUAUUAUUAACUAUAAAAGCAGUGUUUGCAGUAGAAUGUUAAAUCUGGCUAAAUGUGGCACAUCUUUGGGUGGAAGAAUACACUUGAAGCACACAAGUAUCAUUGUUUCAACCCAAAUGACUGUGUUAUGAGUUUUCAACCUUCCCAGGCUUUGUCUUAGGUGUGCAUGCAGUUUUGUCAAAUGUCUACCCAGUUUAUGUGUGGGUGGCUAAAAGAAAAGAAUCAUCAUGAAUGGCACAAGCAGUCGUUGUAAGGAGAUAAAGAGAACCUGUGUUACUUUUUCCUGCUCCGGCCGAUGAUGUUGGCCACUGAACAAUCUGAUCCUUUGAGUAUAGUAGGUAUACUUCUGUGUGAGAUAAAAUAUCACUAUUGUGGGCUGUGAUGAAUGGAACGAGUUUCACAAAUAUCUGUAAUGAGUACAUGAAAGACAUUUCCAAAAUGGCCUUAUAAAGAAUUUUUAAAAGAUGUCUUCUCAGAAUAAAAAGGUCAAACUGA
Molecule: messenger RNA, 5638 nt
Organism: Labrus bergylta (ballan wrasse)
Lineage: Eukaryota; Metazoa; Chordata; Actinopteri; Labriformes; Labridae
Gene: zdhhc5b
Product: zinc finger DHHC-type palmitoyltransferase 5b
Biological process (GO): protein palmitoylation
Molecular function (GO): palmitoyltransferase activity
Source: RefSeq, a predicted model, not a curated record